AUGUCACCGACGGAUGCGGACUUCGCUCUUCUAGAUACAGCCCGUAAAGUGGAAUUCUAUGGAGUUCGACUUCAUCCAGCCAGACAUUGUUUUUCCGAUGGUGGAAUAAGUUAUUUUUUUCAUUGUUCACAGGAUAUGGAAGGAUUACCAAUGAGCCUCUCUGUGACACAUCUCGGGUUGAGUGUAUUCCAGAACUUGACAAAAAUCAACACUUUCUCCUGGGCCAAGAUUCGCAAAUUGAGUUUUCGUCGCAAGCGAUUUCUGAUCAAGCUGCAUUCAAUGGAUUACGAUGUGAUCGAAUUCCUCUUUGACUCUCGAAAUGACUGCAAAUGCUUUUGGAAGAAGUGUAUUGAACACCACGCCUUCUUCCGUUGCUCGCUUCAGGAACGAUCACGGCAGAGAAGACCCAAGGUUGUCACCAAAGGCUCCUCUUUUCGGUUAGUUUAA
Rodentolepis nana is the source of this 447-nucleotide messenger RNA. NCBI's taxonomy places the organism in Eukaryota, Metazoa, Platyhelminthes, Cestoda, Cyclophyllidea, Hymenolepididae. The record is from the annotation of a GenBank genome assembly.